Molecule: messenger RNA, 1221 nt
Organism: Melanaphis sacchari
Lineage: Eukaryota; Metazoa; Arthropoda; Insecta; Hemiptera; Aphididae
Product: glycoprotein 3-alpha-L-fucosyltransferase A-like
Exons: 5
Coding region: 6-1103 (365 amino acids)
Cellular component (GO): membrane
Molecular function (GO): alpha-(1->3)-fucosyltransferase activity
Source: RefSeq, a predicted model, not a curated record
UUUACAUGAAUAUGAUUUAUUUCAGAAAACAGGAUCCCAACUUAACCGUCAGUAAUGCAGAUUGUACCGAUAACAAAUUCACUAGUUCAAGAUUGGUGUGGCCGGAACAGUUACCAAGAGGCGACAGAAUUAAAGAGCAAUUAUAUUACAUACCUAAGGGAUACAAGUACCUGGAGACACCAAUCAAACGGAUUUUAAUCUAUACAGGCCCUGGCGCUACAUGGGAGACGCUUAAAGCUGACCAGGGUGAAUUCAUUGGAUGUCCCGUGAGUCAAUGUUGGUUGACCUUAAAUAAGUCACUGGGUCCAGAAGUCGACGCGGUGAUGUUCAGGCAUUUUUACAAACGCCCCGAGUACCAGAGGCCGCCCAAUCAGAUUUGGAUUUUACUUAACACCGAAGCUCCGCCGCAUCCCACUAAAAUCGUAAGCGACGCCCACGUAAUCAAUUGGACAGCUAACUACCGAUGGGACAGUGAUAUCCCAAUCCCUUAUGGUUAUUUCAUGAAAUAUAAUUCAUCUAUGUCUCAAGACGGGGAAAAAAAUUACGCUGAAAAUAAAACUAAGAAAGUGGCGUGGUUCGUCUCGAACUGCAAUCCGAACAGCAAUCGUAAGAAUUACGUAAACCAACUCGCCCAAUACAUUUCAAUCGACGUUUACGGCAAAUGCGGAAAGCUUCAAUGUCCCAAGGCAAAUGAUAAAUGCUUUGAGAUGCUGAAAAAUGAUUAUAAAUUCUAUUUGUCUUUUGAAAACUCGCAUUGCGUUUAUUAUGUAACAGAAAAAUUUUUCGAGAAUGCUCUGAAUUACGACACGUUGCCGAUUGUCAUGGGACCAAGCCGGAAAGAUUACGAAUUGAUUGCGCCGAGUAAUUCAUUCAUACACGUCGACGACUUCGAGUCACCAAAAAAACUAGCCGAUUACUUGCAUUUGUUAGACAGCAACCAUCAGCUUUACAACGAAUACUUCCGGUGGAAAGGCUCGGGCACGUUAACCAGAGACACGCGUUUUUACUGCCGGUUGUGCGCGAUGCUCCACGACACGGAACGCGGGCCCCGACAUUAUGAAGACGUCAACAAGUGGUGGAGAGGCCCGGGCACGUGUAAUUAAUUAUAAUAAGGAUAGGUCGCACGCACAUACCUGUCAUGAUAUAAGCUGACGGGUUAAUGUUAUGCGACCGAAAUUUGUUUUAAAUGUUUAUUAAUAAUAAAGAGCGGUUUGUAUAUUA